AUGAAGUUCUUCGAGAACGUCUUCACCUACGACUACUCCUUCCCUGCCGUCUCUCUCGCCUACUUUCUCCGUUAUCCCAAUCCCUACUCUCGCCAUGUAUUGACGACCGAUGUCAUCGACCGCUAUGUUGACCCGAAGACACACCGACUGCACACGACCCGGCUCCAUCUCAAAAAGUCCAAAGUCCCCUCGGGUAUCCUGAAAUUGCUCCCUAAGGGCAUCGGAGGCUCCGACAAUUCCGGCCAGACCUAUAUCCUGGAGACGACCAUUGUUGACGUCAAGGAAGGCUGGAUGGAGACCGAAUCCCGCAACAUGGAGUGGACGGGCAUUCUUAGCGUGGUGGAAAAGCAGUUUUACCAGCGACAGCCGCUGGAGGGCUCCCUGCAGCGUCUGGAAGGGCUCUCGCUGGAUGACCAGAAAAGCGAGCAGACCACGGUCAAGACGACCGUGACCUUCCGGUCGCGGUUCGGUCAGGGCAAGCUCCUCGGCUGGAGGAAGACGGAUUCUAUCCCCGAUCACAACGGGGAAGUCGAUGACGAGCCGCCCCGGAAGGGCUUUUUCUCCUCUCUGUCGACGGCCGGCAUCCAGCGCACGAUCGAACUCAUUGGCGUCAACCGCACCCGCGACGCCAUCCUGAAGAGCAAGCAGGGCAUGAAUGUGGUCCUGGAGCGGCUGCGCAGUGGUGGGAUUGUCGGCGUGCUGGAGGGCAUGCGCCAGGACCGGGAGGCUGCCUUUGGGACUGAGGGCCCGUGGAAGCGCGUCUGGCUCCGCGGCAAUGGCGUGACGGACGAUGAUGAGCAUUGA
Aspergillus terreus NIH2624 is the source of this 804-nucleotide messenger RNA. Its product is annotated as MSF1 domain protein. NCBI's taxonomy places the organism in Eukaryota, Fungi, Ascomycota, Eurotiomycetes, Eurotiales, Aspergillaceae. The record is from RefSeq and is a predicted model, not a curated record. Gene Ontology annotation, molecular function: phosphatidic acid transfer activity. The coding region runs from base 1 to 804 and encodes 267 amino acids. Gene Ontology annotation, cellular component: mitochondrial intermembrane space. The transcript has a single exon. Gene Ontology annotation, biological process: phospholipid transport.